UGGGAGGAGCAUGUUGAUUGUGUCGGAUCAGGGAGGAGAGCCAAAGAAGACCGGAGCCAGCGGGUCGGUGAUGGGGAAUAAGAGCCAGCCAAUCGGGUAAUAUAAGGGGAGAAUUUGCAGUUGGGAAACUCAAACCAAACAUCACAUCAGGAUCUGACCAAGUCCCCCAAAUUAAGUAAGCUGAAUAUCAUCGCAUUUUGAACAUGGAAGGAAAAAGCACCGUUCAUGCUAUGGAGAAACCAUGGAAAUGUCCGGAUUGUCGGAAGGGAUUCAGUUACCCAUCUGCGCUGGAAAUUCAUCGACGCACUCACACUGGGGAGAGACCAUUCACCUGCUCCAAGUGUGGGAAGGGAUUCACUGAUUCAUCCACCCUGCUGAAACACCAGCGAGUUCAUACUGAUGAGAAACCUUUUCAAUGUCCAGACUGCGGGAAACGUUUUAAAAGUUCCAGAAAUCUGAUGUACCAUCAACGUCUUCACACUGAUGAGAAGCCGUUCAGGUGCUCUCACUGUGGGACUGGAUUCAGACGAUCGUCUCAACUCAUUGUACACCAGCGAACUCACACUGGGGAGAGACCGUUCACUUGCUCAGAGUGUGGGAAGGGAUUCACUCAAUCAUCUGACCUGCUGACACACCAGCGAGUUCACACUGGGGAGAGACCGUUCACCUGCUCAGAGUGUGGGAAGGGAUUCAUUCAGUUAUCCCACCUGCUGACACACCAUCAACGUGUUCACACUGAUGAGAGGCAUUUUAAAUGCCCAGACUGCGGGAAAGGCUAUAUAAGUUCCCAGGAGCUGAUGUCCCAUCAACAUGUUCACACUGACGAGAAACCGUUCAAGUGCUCUCACUGUGGGACUGGGUUCAAGCGACCAUCUGAACUCACUGUACACCAGCGAAUUCACACUGGGGAGAGACCAUUCUCCUGCUCAGAGUGUGGCAAAGGAUUCACUCAGUCAUCGGCACUGCGUACACACCAGCGGCUUCACACUGGAGAAAGGCCGUUUAUCUGCUCUGACUGUGGGAAAGGAUUCGCUGAUUCAUCCAAUCUGCUGACACACCAGCAAGUUCACACUGGAGAGAGGCCAUUUAAGUGCCCAGACUGUGGGAAGUGCUAUAAAAGUACCAGGGGACUGAUGCUCCAUCAGCAUGUUCACACUGACGAGAGACCGUUCAGGUGCUCUCACUGUGGGACUGGGUUCAGGCGAUCAUCUCAACUCACUGAACACCAGCGAAUUCACACUGGGGAGAGGCCGUUCACUUGCUCCAUAUGUGGGAAGGGAUUCACUACCUCAUCCAACCUACUUGGACAUCAGCGAAUUCACAAGAAACUACAGUGAUUGGAUUUUUCUGUUAAUCACAUCCAGGACUGAACCAUGUUCACUGGGGUCUGU
This is a messenger RNA of Carcharodon carcharias (great white shark), 1391 nucleotides long. RefSeq names its product zinc finger protein 229-like. Gene Ontology annotation, biological process: regulation of transcription by RNA polymerase II. Gene Ontology annotation, molecular function: DNA-binding transcription factor activity, RNA polymerase II-specific; RNA polymerase II cis-regulatory region sequence-specific DNA binding. The coding region runs from base 204 to 1337 and encodes 377 amino acids. Lineage: Eukaryota; Metazoa; Chordata; Chondrichthyes; Lamniformes; Lamnidae. The transcript has 2 exons. The record is from RefSeq and is a predicted model, not a curated record.